Molecule: messenger RNA, 2175 nt
Organism: Capronia epimyces CBS 606.96
Lineage: Eukaryota; Fungi; Ascomycota; Eurotiomycetes; Chaetothyriales; Herpotrichiellaceae
Exons: 2
Coding region: 1-2175 (724 amino acids)
Biological process (GO): mRNA processing
Cellular component (GO): nucleus
Molecular function (GO): RNA binding
Source: RefSeq, a predicted model, not a curated record
AUGGCGUCCAAGCGCUCUCGACAGGCCUUCGAAGCCGAUCUUCAAAACAAGACUUCCCCCUUCGUCGCGUACGGAACCCCCUUACCACCUACAGAUGAACAAUCAAGAGAUGACGGAUCUUUUGUGCCAAUUUGGAAACAAGAAGCCACCGAUGAACAAGGGAGGAAACGCUUGCAUGGCGCCUUCACUGGAGGCUUCAGCGCUGGGUACUUCAACACGGUAGGCUCUAAGGAAGGCUGGACCCCUUCUUCGUUUGUUUCUUCGAGACAGAAUCGGUUGAAAGAUGCCCAAAAACCUACCCAGAGACCCGAGGACUUCAUGGACGAGGAGGACUUGCGAGAGGCAGAAGAGUCGCGGGCCUUGAACAUCUCGAAUGAGUUCGCGGGUUUUGGCACUGAGCAUGAUCCCGUUCGCAAGACGGCCACCAUCGGCCUUUUUCGACCUUUGGACGAGACUAUUGGCUCAAAGUUACUCAAGAGAAUGGGAUGGAGAGAGGGCCAAGGAAUAGGGCCUCGUGUGAGGAGAGUAGCCAACUUGGGUGAUGACGAAGACGAGCCUGGUGAGAAGCACCUCUUCGCCCCAGAAGAUGUUCGUGUAGUCUCCUAUGAAAGGAAAACGGACUACAAAGGCUUAGGAUAUGAGAAGGUGCUGUCGAAUGCCCGAGAGCCAACGACUAAACCCCUCGUAGGGCAGGAGGAUAGCUCUACCCGUGGUGAAUCUCCUGAUGAGGAUGCAUUUGGGCCGCGCCUCGGAAGUUCAAGGAAACACGUACAACGAAGCAAGAAGAGUGGUAUUGGGGUCGGUGUUCUCAAUGACGAUGGAUCUGAUGACGAGGACCCUUACUCCAUGGGGCCCAAAAUAUCUUACCACAGAGUCAUAGGAGGUGACAAAAAGUCGAAGACUAAACCAAAGAACCCUGUGAGCUCUCCGAAUCCUCUGCUAAAGACCAAACCUACAUUUAUCUCGAAAAAGCUGGCGGAGUUGAAGGGCGCCCUGAGGAGAUGCCAUGAUGGCCGGUUACCCCUAGAAGGAUUUGUUUUAGCCGACCAGUUGGGUAUUAUGACUAUCCAGGACGACAAGUACCGACCGCCCGAAGUCCCCGUUGGAUGGAAGUCGUCUGUCUUGAAGGAAACCAUCACCAACUCUGGGCCGCCUACUGUUUCAAGUGCUGAGGCUGCCAGAGCUUCGACUCUGACUGCCAAAUCUCGGGCUAGCAUCUUGGGAGAGUCACAACUGCCUGGAAAGUCCGUGUUUGAUUUCUUGACGCCUGCUGCCCGCGACAAGCUUGCCGCUGCGUCAGGUCGACAAGACCUCCCUACAGCAGGAAGCGAAGCACGUCCCAAGGGAUUUGAAAGCCCUAAAUCUACACCGUUAACCGCACAGAGUCUUGUCCCUCAUCUUGCUCCAGAUGUGGCGCUCCAAGCGCUUCAUCGUGGCACUAACGGUUGGAUGCCGUAUGCUGAAGAUGAGAAGAAGCGGAAUAGAUACCGUAUCUAUCUUGAGAUCCAAGCUGGUCUCAGGAAAACUGCAGAACGCGACGAACUCCCUGCCCGUGCAGAGGGAAUGACGCAAGAUGACUGGGUGAUAGAAAUGCAUGAGUUUGCCCGAGCCGCCGAGGUCUUUAAACCCAUCAGCGGCCUGAUGGCCAGCCGCUUCACCUCUUCUUCGUCUCUGCCAGAAGGUCAAAAUGGUGACUUGAGCAACGACACGAAGGAAUCCUUGUUUGUCCGGUCGAAUGCCAAACCCGAGGAUCCGGCUGAGUCCGCCGCCAAAAUGGGUAUGUUUGGUCCAAUGACUAGGUCGGUGUCAAGUUUCUCUCCCACCAGGCUUCUUUGCAAGAGAUUCAAUGUUCCUCUACCGGACCACACCGCUUCUGCAGUCCCUAGCGCGAGGACAGAUAUGGCAUUUUCCGGGAAAGAACAUACCCCUGGGGCAACUCAACAGUCCCGCUCCUUCAUGUCAGUGGGCGGCCAAACCGUGCCAAGUGACGUUGACAAUGUUCAGAGAGCAGAGCGCAAUGUUCAGAGCUCAAAGACAGAAACGGGUGAAUUGGGUCUGGAGGUGCCAAUGGGACCUGCUGUGAUCCAACCAGACCGGAACGAAGCAUUGGAGCAGGAAAGACCUGGGCAAGCUGUAUUUAAAGCUAUAUUCGGGAGUGAUGAUGAGGAUGAUUAG